Alternaria atra is the source of this 1521-nucleotide messenger RNA. RefSeq lists its product as uncharacterized. Gene Ontology annotation, biological process: regulation of transcription by RNA polymerase II. Lineage: Eukaryota; Fungi; Ascomycota; Dothideomycetes; Pleosporales; Pleosporaceae. The coding region runs from base 1 to 1521 and encodes 506 amino acids. The transcript has 5 exons. Gene Ontology annotation, molecular function: DNA-binding transcription activator activity, RNA polymerase II-specific. The record is from RefSeq and is a predicted model, not a curated record.
AUGCUAAGAAGGAAAAGCAAAGAGAGACCCUUCACGAUUUUCAAGGCUACCGAACCCCGCAAACCCUGGGAAAUGAACAGGAUUGACGCAGGUCAACGUGAUCUCAAUUGUUGUGUUGAUGGAUCAUCAGGAACGCGUCUGUCAAAGCCUCAAAUCGUGCACAUUCUUGUUCACCGAUCAGAAAAAGCAUGGGCGUCAUGCAUACGCGUCUGCCAUGAUCCAGCAAUAGAGCGGUAUCUACGACUCUUCGACAUCGUCAACGCCUGCUGUUCAUGUGAGCUACUCGCGCAACCCGUCGACCGCGCCCGCAGCCAGGGCCGUGUCGACUAUUUCGGAGGACGAUUCCUCCGAUUCGCAUCGACACUAUGGCUGCGAGACUUGGAGCUCUUACACCACUGGACGACGGAGGCGUUCGAUGGCCUAUCUCAGCGUCCUGAUAUUCGAAAUAUGUGGAGAGUCGAGGCUCCUAAAGAAGCCAACGCGCACGACUAUUUUAUGCAUGAGAUCUUGGCUUUCGCAGCGCUGCACAAGGCAUACCAACAGCCCCUAGACCAACGUCAGCCAUAUUAUGCUUGCGGUAUACAUCAUCAAGACCUUGCGAUUCGAGGCGUCCGCGAGAGGCUUCACAACGUUACAAAUGAUGACGCCCCGGCGAUUGUAGCUACCUCAACGCUCCUCACUCUAAGCGUGUUUGCUUCAACAGGAUUCGAGGCUCAGAACGCACCCACUGCUGCAGCAAUCGACAGCAUUGAUAGUAUCAUGAAUGCCUUCCAUCUUAUGCAAGGUAUGGGCCAGGUUCUUGCGCUGGCUCAGGCAGCGGUGAGGGAGUCUUUCAUCGGCCCUAUGUUGAGAGAUCCAUCAGAACUCACUGCAUCUCAACCCAUGCUGCAAGAGUUGAAGGAUCACCUACCUGGACUAAUAGCAUUUAUCGAAGGCAAACCUGAUCUUUCAGAGGCCCGACGAAAUCUCUAUCUUGCAACCAUUGCUUACUUCGAACCGGCUCUUCAGAUGUCGCUGCCUCCUCGGGUCGAUAACCGAGAGUUACGUUUCCUAUUCUUUUGGCCUCUUCACUUAGAUCCAGAAUUUAUGGAGUCUCUGCGGCAGCGAAGAUCAGGCGCGAUGGCAAUUCUCAUGUAUUUCGCGACUGUUCUUCUUGCAGCUGAGCCUCGAUAUUGGUUCAUGGAGGGCUGGGGACACAGGGUGAUGAAGGCAUGCCACAAAGUCCUCGACCAGAGCUGGAUGCCUGCUGUACAGUGGCCACUAUCUUUUCUCGACCAAGUUCAGUCAUGGGAUUUGUUCGCAAAUCUUACACGCCAGGGACAGAGUUCUAGGCCGUCAACGGAGACGUCGUAUACACCACGGCAACCGACAGUAAUACCUCAAAGAGAGACUCCAUCUAUUGGAUCAUCUUCCACCUCUUAUGGCGAAGUACCACAACCCUUCUCUUUGCAGCUGCAAGGAACAAAGUAUGCUCUUCGGAUGGGUAGCGCCGUUGACGAGCCGGUUCCAGAGGAUGAUUAA